CGGAUCCCGGAUCCCACCCCGGUUCCCCCUUUCCCAGGGGAGUUCAUCAAGACGUGGCGCCCGCGGUACUUCCUGCUCAAGAGCGACGGCUCCUUCCUGGGCUUCAAGGAGCGGCCGGAGCCGCCGGACCUGGCCCUGCCCCCCCUCAACAACUUCUCCGUGGCCGGUCCGUGGCUCAGGGGGAGGGGCUGGGGGGGACGGACACGCCCCUUUUCCUGCUGGUUUGGGGGUGGUCCCGAUGUCCGACCCGGCACCGACCCCAAGGCCGGUCAUUCCAGUCCCAACGUUGAUCCCAACGUUGACCCCAAUUCCAAUCCCAACAUUGAUCCCAACGUUGACCCCAAUUUCAAUCCCAACAUGGAUCCCAAUGUUGACCCCAGUGCCAAUCCCAACAUUGAUCUCAACACUGAUCCCAACAUUGACCCCAAUGUUGACCCCGGCAUUGAUCUCAAAGCCAAUCCCAAAGUCAAUCCCAGUAUCGAUCCCAGUGUCAACCCCAACAUCAACCCCAAAAUUGAUCCCAGUGUUGAUCCCAACGUUGAUCCCAGCAUCGAUCCCAAUGUCAAUCCCAAAUUGGGUCCCAAACUCUUGCCCAACCCCGACCCCAAUCCCAGUGCCAAUCCCAACGUUGACCCCGGUGCCAACCCCAGUAUUGACCCCAGUGCCAAUCCCAGUAUUGAUCCCAGUGCCAAUCCCAGUACUGACCCCAGUGCCAACCCCAGUAUUGAUCCCAAUGCCAAUCCCAGUACUGACCCCAGUGCCAAUCCCAACGUUGACCCCAGUGCCAAUCCCAGUAUUGAUCCCAGUGCCAAUCCCAGUAUUUACCCCAGUGCCAACCCCAGUAUUGAUCCCAGUGCCAAUCCCAGUAUUGAUCCCAGUGCCAACCCCAGUAUUGAUCCCAGUGCCAACCCCAGCACUGACCCCAACCCCACCCCAGUACUGAUCCCAGUGCCAACCCCAGAGUGCCAACCCCAGCUCACCCCGGCCCCGAUCCCUCGGGAUCUGUCCUUGUCCCCCCAUUCCAGGGAGGAAUGGAUCCGGGCCAUCCAGACCGUGGCCAACAGCCUCAAGGCCCGGGAGCCGCCGCCGCCCGAGGAUCCCAUGGAAUUCCAGGGCGGAUCCCCGGGAUCCGACGACCCCGACGCGCCCGCCGGCAAAUCCCGCCCCAAGGCCACCAUGAACGACUUCGAUUACCUGAAGCUGCUGGGAAAAGGCACCUUUGGGAAGGUGAUCCUGGUGCGGGAAAAGGCCUCGGGCCGUCACUACGCCAUGAAGAUCCUGCGCAAGGACGUCGUCAUCGCCAAGGACGAGGUGGCCCACACGGUGACCGAGAGCCGGGUCCUGCAGAACACGCGACAUCCCUUCCUGACCGCCCUAAAAUACGCCUUCCAGACCCACGACCGGCUCUGCUUCGUCAUGGAGUACGCCAACGGAGGAGAGGUGGGACGGGGGGCCUCAAUCCAUGGAUUUGGGGGGCCUCAAUCCCUGGGUUUGGGGGUCAGGAUCCCUGGAUUUGGGGGCCUCAAUCCAUGGAUUUGGGGGAGCCUCAAUCCCUGGGUUUGGGGGUCAGGAUCCCUGGAUUUGGGGGCCUCAAUCCAUGGAUUUGGGGGAGCCUCAAUCCCUGGGUCCUGGAAGACAACGACUAUGGACUGGUGGGGUCUGGGGGUGGUGAUGGACGAGGGGCAGGUCCUGGAAGACAAUGACUACGGACUGGUCCUGGAAGACAACGACUAUGGACUGGUCCUGGAAGACAACGACUAUGGACUGGUCCUGGAAGACAACGACUACGGGCGCGCCGUGGACUGCCAGGUCCUGGAAGACAACGACUACGGGCGCGCCGUGGACUGGUGGGGCCUGGGCGUGGUGAUGUACGAGAUGCUCUGCGGGCGCCUCCCGUUCUACAACCAGGACCACGAGCGGCUCUUCGAGCUCAUCCUGGGCCAGGAGCUGCGCUUCCCGCGGGCCCUCGGCCCCGAGGCGCGGCACCUGCUCGGGGGGCUGCUCAGGAAGGACCCCAAGCUCAGGUGAGCGCACCUGGGGGCACCUGGGCACACC
Messenger RNA from Lepidothrix coronata (blue-crowned manakin), 2055 nucleotides. Its product is annotated as 3-phosphoinositide-dependent protein kinase B-like. Lineage: Eukaryota; Metazoa; Chordata; Aves; Passeriformes; Pipridae. Gene Ontology annotation, molecular function: protein kinase activity; ATP binding. The record is from RefSeq and is a predicted model, not a curated record. Gene Ontology annotation, biological process: protein phosphorylation. The annotation marks the transcript as partial. The transcript is spliced from 13 exons.